AUGCCUGAUUCGAAAAACAAUAAUGCUGAUCAGAAAGACAACAACAAUGAUGAUGAUUUGACGAAAAACAAUUCGACUUCCAGAAAAGACAGUGACUCGAAAAACAACAUUGAUUCUGAGGCUUCUCCGCCUCAGGGAUAUGGCAGUGGUGGUAACUUGCCACCUCCUCAAUCCUUCGAGAGGCAAAAUUCUCGCAACGACAACAAGGUUUACAAGAGCGGACCACUGUUUCUGUCAUCAAAAGGGAUCGGCUGGACCUCAUGGAAGAAAAGGUGGUUUAUUCUAACGGAAACCUCAUUGGUCUUCUUCCGAAGUGAUCCAAAUGCUAGUACUGAAAAGGGGGGUGGUGAGGCAAAUCUAACCCUUGGUGGAAUAGACCUCAACAGCUCAGGCAGUGUGGUGGUGAAAGCAGAUAAGAAGCUCUUAACUGUGUUAUUCCCUGAUGGUCGUGACGGGAGGUCAUUUACUCUCAAGGCUGAAACUUUAGAUGAUUUAUACGAAUGGAAGACCGCAUUGGAGGAAGCUUUAGAAAAUGCGCCUACUACCGCUAGCACAGGGACGACACAAACUGGGAAUUCAAAAAGUGAGAAGGGUGAGAUUUUUUUUGGUUGUUUCUUUAUUCCAGUAGCAAAAGAUCGUUCGCCUCCAAAAUCUCAGGUCCUUGGUCGACCGGUCUUACUUGCAUUGGAAGAUGUAGAUGGGACUCCAUCCUUCUUGGAGAAAGCCCUUAGAUAUGUAGAAGAGCAUGGAAUUAAAGUAGAAGGAAUACUACGGCAGGCUGCAGAUGUAGAACUUGUUGAGCGUCGAAUUCGAGAAUAUGAACAAGGAAAAAUAGAAUUCACUGCAGAUGAGGAUGGACAUGUUAUUGGAGACUGUAUCAAGUAUGUUCUUCGGGAGUUACCAUCAUCUCCAGUUCCAGCUUCUUGCUGCAAAGCUCUGCUACAAGCAUAUCGAACUGAUCGGUGCUCAAGAGUCAACAUGAUGCGUGCAGCUAUAUGCGACACGUUUCCCGAACCAAAUCGCCGUCUGUUACAAAGAAUUUUGAUGACAAUGGAAGUUGUUGCUGAGAACAAGGAUGUGAAUCGCAUGAGUGUUUCGGCUGUUGCUGCUUGCAUGUCACCGUUACUUCUUAGACCCCUUUUGGCUGGCGAAGUUGAGCUUGAUAAUGAGUUCAAUAUGGGCGGUGAUGGAUCUGCUCAACUUAUGCAAGCUGCUGCAGCAGCUAACCAUGCUCAAGCCAUCAUCAUCACCCUGCUAGAGGAAUAUGACAAUAUAUUUGGGGAAGGAGACAUGUUAUCCGAUCUAUACUCUGACUCAGAUGAGAGUGGAAGUGGAAGUGAAGAACUUAGUGAUGAUGAUGCUUACGAAGAUGAUGACCAUGAAGAUGGUGAUUAUUCAUCUGAUGGUGCAUCAAAUAGUAGUGAGGAUGAUGGAGACAACUAUCAACACCGCAACAAGGCAAAGAAGAAAGCAAACAUUGACAACGUCGAAGUGAUAGCUGAAGAAAGGGAUGAAAUAUUCAGGCUUGAGAGCCUUAAAGCUGAUUUAAUGAAGAAAGUUGAAGAAGAGACAAGACACAAUUCAAUUCUUAAAGAAGAACUCUUAAGCAAAAAAGAUGCUUUAGGGGACCGUCGUCUAGCUCUUGAGCAGGAGGUGACAACAUUGAAGGAACAGUUGCAGAGGGAGAGAGAAUUAAGGAAAGUACUUGAGGCUGGACUCAUGAUGUCAAAGAAGGUCUCACUCUUACCUGGCUCCAUUGAUGAAAAGACCAAGGUAGAUCUUGAGGAUGUUGCUCAAGCAGAGGCUGAAGUCAUCACUUUACAACAAAAGCUUGAUGAUCUUGAAAUGCAGUUAAAUCAAGGAAAAGUAAAAGAUAAAGAGAAGGACCGUGAAGCUUCGAAUGCACGUAAGAGUAAGGGCUUUCACUCUCUAUCAACACGCAAAAAGGAACCGAGUAUGAGCAAGUCAACUUCAAUCAUGGUCAAGAGAUCCAACUCGAGGGGUGAGGCAGCUAAUACAAAUUCAGCACUCUCAAAAAUAACCAACAGGCUCAGUUUUUUGAAAGAAAAACGAAAUCAAAUGACAAAUGAGCUGGAGACCGUUGAUAAUAAAGGCCAGUCAUCCCAAAAAAGUGAUGGCGGUAAUCGAAAAGAGUCCGAAUCACUUGAAGAGUCAUUAGUCGACACCUCAUCCCAACAAAUCUAG
Molecule: messenger RNA, 2205 nt
Organism: Helianthus annuus (common sunflower)
Lineage: Eukaryota; Viridiplantae; Streptophyta; Magnoliopsida; Asterales; Asteraceae
Product: rho GTPase-activating protein REN1
Exons: 22
Coding region: 1-2205 (734 amino acids)
Biological process (GO): signal transduction
Source: RefSeq, a predicted model, not a curated record